UCACCUGGGCCCACCUCUCCAGCCUGUCCAGGUCCUUUUGGAUGCCAUCCCAUCCCUCUGGUGUAUCGACAACACCACCAACACUCAUGUCUCGGUACCGCCCUGAGAUCGUAUUAAAAUGAGCUUUGAAUGAAGUCGCCUGUUUGGGAUGAACAGUUGAUGGACACAGCGGGAAGAAAACAACCCCGUCCUGGCGUGUGUUCAAGCUCCUUUCUUUCCAAUUCCAGGGCACGAUGUUCCUGGUGGGGCUGUCGGGUGGCAUCGCCACGGGGAAGAGCACGGUGGUGGCCGUCCUGCGGGAGCUGGGCUGUGCUGUGAUUGAUGCCGAUGUUCUCGCCAGGGAGGUGGUGCAGCCCCACUUCAAGGCCCAUCAGCAGAUAGUGCGGUACUUUGGCACCGAGAUCCUCUUGGAGAACGGCGAGAUAAAUCGUGAGGCCCUAGGAAACAUUAUCUUCUCCCACCCGGAGAAACGGCAGCUGCUGAACUCCAUCACCCACCCGGAGAUCCAGAAGGAGAUGCUCAAACAGAUCUUGAAGUACUUUGUGCUAGGCUACCGCUACGUGAUCCUUGACAUCCCUCUGCUCUUCGAGACCAAGAGAUUGACCAAGUUUAUGAAAUACACGGUGGUGGUUUAUUGCGACCCGCCGACGCAGCUCUCUCGGCUGAUGAAGAGGAACGGGCUGUCCCAGGCGGAGGCAGAAGCUCGCGUGGCCUCCCAGCUACCCCUGGAGGAGAAGUGCAAAUUGGCCACUCACGUCAUCGACAACUCCGGGGACCGGGAGAGCACGCGCCGGCAGGUCCUGCGGCUGCACGCCCGCCUGGAGGAUUCCCUGGAUUUCCUCUGGGCACGGCUGGCGGCCGGCGCGGUCUUGGCUGGGCUCGGAGGGCUGGUGUACCUCCUCCUCCGGCAUUUCAUCUCUUAAUUCACCUUUUCUUUUUGGCAUGGAAAAGGGCCUGAAUUUUCCAGGUUUGAAAAGGGCAGUGAAAGGCCACCUCUUUUAAUGAGCUUUACCAGCUGAAUGCAGACAGUGGGAUGAGGCGUCUCCUUGCAGACUUCCCAAGGUGAACGUAGAGGCUCCAUCUCCCUUCUCCUUUCCUCCUGCUCAGGUUCUUCCCCGACCCUGCAGCUGUGGGGUGGGACCCCUCCCCUGUGGGGUGGGACCCUCCCCUUGCCUGGCUGCAGCCCGUGGAGGGGACGAGGCCCUCGUUGUCUCCCCGUGGGUCUGUGUGGUGGGGCUUGGUGAAUUUAGGCACUUUAACGUCUUCCAGCACAAUCUCCUCACCGGGGGAAUAGGUGGCCUCUUGGGUGCUGUUUCUGCUACCGGGUGUCUCCAGGCUGAUCCCCUCCCACCUCGCAGCCCCAGCUAAUCUGAAUUUAAAUGUGGGAUUUCCCUUUCUUUCACACCGAUUUAACGGAAACGUGUUAAAUCAUCCUUGGGGGGGGGCCCAGGCAGUGCCUCAUUCCACGUGGCUCAGGUGCUCAGCUGGCUGCUCGCCCUCCCUCCUGCCCUCUGUUCCUGCCAGCGUCACUCGUGGGUCUCCCUUGGCUUUGGAUCCGAGGGUCCCAUCCAUCCCCGGAGCCGGGACUUUGCCUCCUCAAACUCAUUUUCCGCUGUUUGAGCUUUACCUCCGGCGGUGGUUUCCCUGCGGGAGAGCAGGAGCCGGGGCGAAGGCGGGUGCUGGCUUUUCACGUUCAGUUUUAAUAAAGU
Molecule: messenger RNA, 1709 nt
Organism: Calidris pugnax (ruff)
Lineage: Eukaryota; Metazoa; Chordata; Aves; Charadriiformes; Scolopacidae
Gene: DCAKD
Product: dephospho-CoA kinase domain containing
Exons: 4
Coding region: 234-923 (229 amino acids)
Biological process (GO): coenzyme A biosynthetic process
Molecular function (GO): dephospho-CoA kinase activity; ATP binding
Source: RefSeq, a predicted model, not a curated record